GCCGCGAUGGCUUUUUUUUUUUUUAGUCGUGUCAAAUGCUGGAAGUAGGUGAGAGCGUCGGUCGCGCUUGGUCCCGCGGCGUCAUGUCGGGGCCUUUGGAAGCGCUCAGCCGCGCGCUAAAUGCGGCGCGGGCUAAUCCCGUUAAACGACCGUCGACCGCCGCCUCUUCGCGAUUAGCGUCGCGCGCGCGCGCGCGGACACGAAAGGCGCACCGAGACCUCGUCGGCUCGCUCAAGGCCGCGAAGGACGCCGCGCGCUGGGCCCACCCGGACCGAUCGUCGCCCUCUUCGGCGGCCAACGAGACGCCUCGUUCCCAUCGGCCGAGCGGCCAUGAGUGCCACCUGAGCGCCCGGCGCCGCCCCGAAGUCAUCAUGAGCGUGAUGAGCGAGGACCCCGACGCCGAGCACCGCGGCGAGCUGGCCGACGUGCUGGCGGCCAUGAGCGUCAAGGCGGCGCCCGACGCCGCCUCCCGCCGGGCCCGCCUCUCCGACAGGAAGCUGUCGCUGCAGGAGCGCGGCGGCCGCGUGGUCAGGCAGCCCACCGUCGAGACCAAGAGGGUGUCCAUCACUGACGCGCAGGACUUUGUGCAGCUCAACCAGUACAAGCUGAAGAAGGAGAUCGGAAAGGGCUCUUACGGUGUGGUCAAGCUGGCUUACAAUGAAGACUCUGAACAGUAUUAUGCCAUGAAGGUUGUUUCCAAGAAGAAGCUCAUGAAGCAGUUUGGUUUUCUGCGUCGCGCGGCGCCGGGCCAGCAGGAGGCCUUCCCCAAAGCUUCCAUGCCGCUGGAGAAGAUCUACCGGGAGAUCGCCAUCCUCAAGAAGCUGGACCACCACAACGUGGUCAAGCUGGUGGAGGUGCUGGACGAUCCCGAUGAAGACGGCCUACACAUGGCGUUCGAGCUGAUGACCAAAGGCCCGGUGAUGGAAGUGCCCACGGACGAGCCCCUGACAGAAGAGCGAGCUCGCUUUUACUUCCGAGACCUCGUGCUGGGCAUGGAGUAUCUGCACUACCACAAAAUCAUCCACCGGGACAUCAAACCGUCCAACCUGCUGCUGGGCGACGACGGCCACGUCAAGAUCGCCGACUUCGGCGUCAGCAACGAGUUCGAGGGGGCCGACGCGCUGCUGUCCGGCACGGCCGGCACCCCGGCCUUCAUGGCGCCCGAGACCAUGGAGGACCACCGCCCCGAAUUCAGCGGAAAGGCGCUGGAUGUGUGGGCCAUGGGGGUGACGCUCUACUGCUUUGUCUACGGGAAGUGUCCGUUUUAUGACGAGUACGUGGUCUCCCUGUACAACAAGAUCAAGAACAAACCUGUGGAAUUUCCCCAAACGCCCGGGACAAGCGACGCGCUACGACAUCUCGUCGGCAACAUGCUGGACAAAAACCCACAGAGCAGAAUCACGCUCCCAAGCAUCAAACUCCACCCGUGGGUGACGGAGUACGGCGCGUGCCCGCUCCCCCUGGAGGAGGAUCACUGCACGGCGCUGGAGGUGAGCGCCGAGGAGGUCGAGAACAGCGUGACGCUGAUCUCCAGCCUCUCGACGGUGAUCCUGGUGAAGUCCAUGCUCCGCAAGCGCUCCUUCAGCAACCCCUUCGAGUGUCCGGCCCGACGGGCCCACAGGUCCAUGUCUGCCCCCGGUGGGCUUCUCACCGGUUGUUGGGGUCUGUUGGGUUCGUCGGCUCCGCUCCAUCCGUCUCUGAGGAAGAGCAGCCGAGAUGGCAGCCGCGACGGCGAACUGGAGGACUUGUACGAAGACGAGGCGUUCGCUGAGUGCUCUGACGCCGCCCAGACCUGAGGCCGACCCGAGGCCGCCCUUGUUUUGUUUUUAGUUUCUUUUCUUCUUUCCGCUUUGUGUUCCCAUGGCUACGCACGUAGCUCGGGAGACGAGCGGCGUAGGGCACACGCCAAUAUUCCAAUCGACGGCAUUGUUAUAAAAGGCUCCGCAAAGAAUACUGGUUCCCAAUUUGCCUCCGAGAAUAAAAAGACGUCCGCCCACCCGA
Messenger RNA from Hippocampus comes (tiger tail seahorse), 2001 nucleotides. It is a transcript of the gene camkk1b, whose product is annotated as calcium/calmodulin-dependent protein kinase kinase 1, alpha b. Gene Ontology annotation, biological process: CAMKK-AMPK signaling cascade; protein phosphorylation. NCBI's taxonomy places the organism in Eukaryota, Metazoa, Chordata, Actinopteri, Syngnathiformes, Syngnathidae. The record is from RefSeq and is a predicted model, not a curated record. The transcript is spliced from 17 exons. The coding region runs from base 36 to 1796 and encodes 586 amino acids. Gene Ontology annotation, molecular function: protein serine/threonine kinase activity; ATP binding.